AGGUUAUCAACAAAACAAAUAGGAUUUCAGGAAACAUGUACCCGUGCGUGUUUAUUUUCCGCUCAUUCAAAUGAUAUUAUUCAGGAAAGUCGACCUUUUUGUUACUUCAAAACUUCCAACUUAUCGAGUGCUUUAUUCGCGUCUCUUCUGUAGUCGCCAAAUCAGUACGCCCGAUGAAGGUAUAAUGAAAGUUCUGAACGUUGCAGAGAAGAAUGAUGCUGCCAAACACAUCGCUGGAUUCCUAUCUAAUGGCACAUCCAGAAUGCGUGAAGGACUUUCAAAGUUCAACAAAUUGUAUGAGUUUGAUUAUAAUCUCCUUGGAAGGAACUGCAAAAUGAUAAUGACCUCGGUAUCAGGUCACAUUCUAAAUCAUGACUUUGUCGGGAAUUAUAGAAGCUGGCAGAAAGUUCCUCCGAUUUCUUUAUUUGAUGCUCCAGUUGUCCGAGAAUGCCCCAAAGACAUGGAGAAUAUAAAGAAAACUCUGGAACGAGAGGCAAGAUUCUGUGAUGUUCUCGUGAUAUGGACAGAUUGUGACAGAGAAGGAGAGAACAUUGGCUUUGAAAUCAUAGAAAUCUGUACCAAAAUCAAACCAAACUUACAAAUUUAUCGGGCCAAAUUUUCUGAGAUCACGGCUGCCUCUGUGAGACGAGCAGCAGCUAACCUUGUAGCACCUGAUGCCAACACCAGUAAUGCAGUCGAAGUUCGAAGAGAAUUGGAUCUAAGAAUUGGAGCUGCCUUUACACGACUGCAAACAUUGAGACUAAAACGUGUUUUUCCUCAGCAAUUAGCUGACACCCUCAUUAGCUACGGCAGUUGUCAAUUUCCAACAUUGGGAUUUGUUGUCGAGAGGUACAAAGCCAUUGAAAAUUUCAUAGCAGAACAGUUUUGGAAGAUCAAAGUUGAACACAGGAUUAAAGAUAUCAAUGUAGAGUUUCAUUGGAACAGAGUCAGAUUAUUCGAUCAAUUAUUUUGUCAGGUUCUCUUUGAUCGCUGUCAAGAAAAGCCAACAGCCAAGGUUGUCAAUGUUCGAGAAAAGUCCAAAUCAAAAUGGCGACCACAACCUUUGGAUACAAUAGAGUUGGAGAAAUUAGCCAGCAGAAAAUUAAAAAUAAAUGCCAAGGAAACAAUGAGAAUCGCAGAAAGAUUAUACACUCAGGGUUACAUAAGCUAUCCUCGUACAGAAACAAACAUUUUUCCUAAAGAACUGAAUCUAAGAGACCUCGUUCAAAAUCAGUGUGCUCAUGCCAAUUGGGGCGAUUUUGCCAGUCGUGUUUUGCAGGAAGGACCUAACCCAAGACAAGGCAAGAAAAGCGAUCAAGCCCAUCCACCCAUCCAUCCAAUUAAAUUUGUUGAUAAUCUGCAUGGAAAUGAGCAACGACUUUACGAAUUCAUUGUACGACAUUUCCUUGCGUGCCUCUCAAAAGAUGCCCUGGGCAUGGAAACUAUUGUUCACAUAAAUAUCAAUGAGGAAAUUUUUGUUGCUAGCGGUUUGACAAUUUUAGAACUCAACUACUUAGAAGUCUAUCCCUAUGAUAAAUGGUCAGACAAAGAAAUUCAUCGAUAUACUGUUGGACAAGAAUUUACACCAACGAAAUUAGAAAUGACGAAUGGAGAAACAUCCCCGCCAAAUCUUCUAACAGAACCAGACCUUAUUAGUUUGAUGGAAAUGCAUGGAAUUGGAACGGACGCAACGCACGCGGAUCACAUAGAAACGAUUAAAUCAAGAUUAUAUGUGGGGUUAGAGGAUGGCAUUCAUUUCUUGCCAUGCCACCUAGGAAUGGGUCUUGUAGAAGGUUACGAUGAUAUGGGUUUCUUGUUGUCCAAACCGAAUUUACGGGCAGAGUUAGAAGCGGAUUUAAAACGUAUAUGUGAUGGAGUAAAAAAUCCAGAUGAAGUUCUCAGAGUCCAAAUUGAAAAGUACAAGGAAGUUUUCAGGAUAGCUAUGCAGCAGGCUGAAAAAAUUGAUCGAGCUCUAGCGAAAUAUUACAAUACUCAACCUGUGGAAGUUGGACCAGAAGCAAACCAAGUAUUCGAGGUGCCGGAAGCUGUGAUGAAAUGUCCAUCUUGUUCGCUGGAUGUUAAUAUUAAGAAACGAAACAACGGGUCAUUUUAUUUGGGCUGUAUGGGAUUUCCAGCUUGUCGCUCUUCAGUUUGGUUUCCCGCUAAUGUUAUUGAUGUCACCAUUUCACCCAACAGUUGUCCCCAGUGCGGUCCUACGAUAAAGCAGUUGAAGCUCAAAUUUACACCAGGAUCUAUGGCUCCAUUUUAUCCUAAUGAAUAUACGGGUUGUGUCAAUGGCUGUGAUACGCAUCUCAUAGAUAUGUUAAAUAUUAGGCCUUUGCGGCGAAAUCAAGGUGGAGGAGUAGCAGGUCAAGCCAAUCAAAUCGUGAGACCGGUAAAUCCAGUUGCUCCUGCUGUUCAGCAGAAUAAUCAAUUCAACAACAACAGAUUCCAACCUCCUCCACCACCUGUACCGCCUCCUCCAAAUCAACAGAACUUCAGAAAUCGAAAUGAUAAUAAUGAUAACCCAGACAACGUCACAUGUAACUGUGGAAUACCUGCAAAAAGAUUUACAGUGAGGAAAGAGUCUCCGAACCAAGGGAGACCGUUUUUCUCUUGUUCCAAAGGUAUGGACGAAAAAUGCACUUUCUUCCAAUGGGCAGAUAUUGACCCCAUGCAGCAACAACAACAGCAGCAAAAUGGAUUUCGGAAUAAUGAUAAUCGAAAUAGGUUUCCGCAGCAGCGAAAUUUCAACAAUAGACAAGGUAAUCAGCACGGAGCAGGUGGAGGAGAUAGAGCGAAACGGAAAUGUUCCAAUUGUAGGCAAGAAGGACACACGGUGAGGAAUUGUCCAAAUUGAAUAAUCUGAACAAGUAAAAACCGUGUCUUGCAGGCGAUCUCGGAACCUUUAGAAGGGAGAAUGAUUCAGCCAGUCUCUGAGUGCUUCAUCGACCCGAGAUAACCAUGAGAGUGAGAGCAGUGCUCCUACUUCUCUCAUAUCUGUGAAAGUGAAUGAAAGUUGACUUCAUUCUUUUUUCUUGACUUCCUUCCCGUUAAAGUUUUUCUAUUUGUUAGUCCCUAAUAUGAUCUGUAUGAGUUUCUUUCGCAGUUUAGAAGCAAUACAAGAGUUCGAAAAAGAUUCGCCUGAAAUGACCAUUAUGUGUGAUGUGAUGUUAUGAUGUGUUCACUGUGUUUGAAGUUAAAUUUUGAUGUGGAAACAUGUAUUGCAAUACUUAGGUUCUCACCUCGCGUAGUAGUCAACCGCAUUUAUCGGCCACUGGUGUGAUGAAAGAAGGUAGAAGGUAGUAAACAUUAACGUAGCGGAUGACAUCAUCCACUGUUUUCUUCAUAAGGCAAAGGUUUUAAAGCAGUAAAAUUACCAUGUUUUGUUAAAUGUAGCAAUGAGACUUCUUUUAGGUUUUAACGAAGAGCCAGGCACAUUUUCUUGAAUUGGCAGGUUCAGAGUGAUAUUGGUCAAAUAGGAUGAAAAAGUGUUGACUGCCUGUGUGCUUACCUUGCUUGUGUUACCUUGUUUUUAUCACUAAAAAUGCUUUACUUUAAAUCAUAAAAAUCUGCCGCCUCUCACCAUUUUUUGGCUCAGGAUAUGAAGUAUAGUGGCUUUGUCAUUAAAGUGUGCUAGUGUUCAUCUGAAAGAAUGCUAAGUUUUAUGAGGCGAAAUAUCUGUUGUGUUGACUUUAUUACUACAAGAAAUAAGUGCACACUAGAUGCUUUCAGUCUAACAACUGGAUUGCAUUUUGCAAAAAGGAAUCAGGAGCAUUGCAUUAUUGCUAAGAAUGUGCAACUUCUUUUGUCUCGGAAGAAAACACUGAUUAUGUAUGAACAGUUUCUAUUUGAAUCGCUACACAGAAUUGCUAAAAACUGUUAAUUUAGGACAAAAAUUACCGUGUAAAUUCAUAUUUUUUCAAGGUUUCAAUAGUUUUAUUGCAAUGGAUGAAGUUGCACAAUCUCAGCAACAUUGAAAAAGUCCUGGUUCCUUUUUGCAAAAUGCAAUCCAACCAUUAGAGCAGCUUCCAUAUGGGUCAGCCUCCACAGGAAAUAUACAUGGUUCUUCUCAAUUACGAUGCAAUUAGAUUGUAAUGAAAUUACAAUUUUUCCUAUGUCCUCUACGAUGAUGAAUAAAUCGCGAUUAACUUGCAAAUUAAUGAUCAUUGACAUUAGAGAAGCAGUGAAAUAAUGGAAUGGUUGCACUUCUAUCUUUAGAUAGAGAAAUUUAAGAAAUUUAUGAUUUUCUUUCAAUGUGAUAAUGGUUCUCUCCUUGAAGAUAGCUUUUUGGUCUAGGAAAGUAAUUUCUCUGAAUCAUUGCUUACACAGUGCAUGUUCCAAGUAGCAUUUUUCAACAGGAAAAUUGGGAUUUCUUGCAAUUUUAUCGGUAAUGAAAUCGCUAGGGUCAUAUACAUCUGAGCGAUUAUCCUCGAUUUUAUGGGGAUAAAAUCGCGAUUUUAUCGAACAAAAAAUUGCGAUGUGUUGCGAUUAAAUCGCCAUAUAUCGCAAUUUUUAAUGCGAUAAUAUCUCGAUAUAUUGCCAUUGCCACCAAUAUAAUCGCAUUAACCAACCAAUAAAAUCGUUAUUUAUCGCGAUCACUGCUACAUGGGGUAUGGUUGUAUUAAAUUACAGUGCCUGAAAAUUUCUUCAGCCAUCGUACUCUUUUCAAUUAUCAUUUCUCUUACAAUUAUUAUGUCAUUCCUUUUACCAUAUUUGAAAGGUUACUUCUAAUUUCAAUGGAGAAGCUUGCACAUUUACCGUAUAAGUUUCUCGUUAUAAGUACCUCUGUGCCUCAUUUCUUUACCAUCAUAAUGUUUAUUUUUUAAUCUGUUAAACUUUUUUAGCAUCAUAAUGUUUUUAUAUCAAAUGUAUAUUGUUCCUAUGACA
Molecule: messenger RNA, 4890 nt
Organism: Bemisia tabaci
Lineage: Eukaryota; Metazoa; Arthropoda; Insecta; Hemiptera; Aleyrodidae
Product: DNA topoisomerase 3-alpha
Biological process (GO): DNA repair; DNA topological change; DNA recombination
Cellular component (GO): RecQ family helicase-topoisomerase III complex; nucleus
Molecular function (GO): DNA topoisomerase type I (single strand cut, ATP-independent) activity; DNA binding; zinc ion binding
Source: RefSeq, a predicted model, not a curated record